GUACCUACCAUGUUGCCUGAUGGGAUACCCCGUGCAAGUGUGAAGUUUUAGUUUCCCAAUUCACGAUUCUGCUGUUUCUUAUUAUUUUAGUUUACUUGCAAACAUUUUGUAGAAUUUUUUUACUAAUUGAAGUUACAGUUUGUGUUGGCUGAAAAGUUUCAUUGUAAAAUAUUUCUGAUGGCAAAGAUUGAACUGACCACUCAAAAUUGAAGCAAGUUGCAUUCACCAAGGGCAGCUCCAAGUCUAGAUGGGCUGGGCAACUACCACGAGCCUCGCAAAUACCUGGCCCCACACGGACUCAGUUUUUAUUUUACUCGUUUGAAUAAUUUUCGAAGGAAAAUAUGGACUGGCAGCGGCGGCCCGAUGGAGUUCCAGAAGGUGUGGGUGCCCGACCCGGCGCAGGGCUACAUCCUGGGCCACAUCAAAGACAUCGGCUACGACGGCGAGGUGACGGUCGUGCCGACGGACAAGAGGCCGCCCAUCACCUGCCUGCUGGACCAGGUGUACUUCGCCGAGCAGUACGACGACAAGGAUGUCGACGACAACUGUGCUUUGAUGUUCCUGAAUGCUGCAACUGUAUUGCAUAAUAUACGCAUUCGCUACAUGAAAAAUAAAAUUUAUACGUAUGUAGCUAACAUUCUCAUUGCUGUGAACCCGUACUUCGAAAUCAAGGAUCUUUAUUCAUCAAAAACCAUCAAAUCAUAUCAAGGAAAAUCUCUUGGUGUACUUCCACCACACGUGUUUGCCAUUGCCGACAAAGCGUUCCGUGACAUGAAGGUGCUGAAGCAGUCGCAGUCCAUCAUCGUGUCGGGCGAGUCGGGCGCAGGGAAGACGGAGUCGACCAAGUACCUCCUCCGGUACCUGUGCGACUUGUGGGGCUCUGCCGCCGGACCUAUCGAGCAGAAGAUCCUGGACGCCAACCCCGUGAUGGAAGCGUUCGGCAACGCGAAGACGACCCGCAACAACAACAGCAGUCGCUUCGGCAAGUUCAUGGAGGUGCACUUCGACUCGAAGUGGCAGGUGGUGGGGGGUUACAUCUCGCACUACCUGCUGGAGAAGUCUAGGAUCUGCACGCAGAGUCCCGAGGAGAGGAACUACCACGUGUUCUACACGCUGUGCGCGGGCGCCCCCGAGCAGUUGCGGCAGCAGCUGCACAUAUCCAAGCCGGACGACUUUCACUACUUGAAGCAUGGCUGCACGCAGUAUUUCACGAGCAGCACGACGGAGAACAAGCUGAACAAUGCCCAGAAGAGCAAGGCCCAUCAGGCGAAAGGAAGCCUGAGGGACCCCUUGCUGGAUGACGUGCAAGACUUCAAUGCCAUGGACACGGCUCUGUCACGCCUCGGGCUGAGCGACGCGGAGCGGCUGAACAUCUACUCGACGGUGGCCGCGGUGCUCCACCUGGGCAACGUGGUGUUCGAGGAGAACCUGCAGGACAGCCGCGGAGGCUGCUCGGUGAGCCCCGGCUCAGAGCGGUCCCUGGCGGUCGCCUGCAAGCUGCUGGGGGUCGACCCAGGGGAGCUGAAGCAGGCCCUCGUCUCCAAGGUCAUGCAGACCGCCCGAGGUGGCCUCAAGGGCACCGUCAUCAUGGUUCCUCUCAAAGUAUACGAAGCUAACAGCGCUAGAGAUGCUCUGGCCAAGGCCAUCUACAGCAAGUUAUUCGACCACAUUGUUCAGAGGAUCAAUACGUCUAUCCCUUUCAAAGCUUCGAGCUACUACAUAGGUGUGCUCGACAUUGCUGGGUUCGAAUUUUUCAAGGUCAACAGUUUCGAGCAGUUCUGCAUAAAUUACUGCAAUGAGAAAUUGCAGCAGUUUUUUAAUGAGAGGAUCUUGAAAGAUGAACAGCUACUCUAUGAGAAAGAAGCACUCAACGUUCCUAAAAUCAACUUCAGGGACAAUCAAGAUUGUAUUGAUCUGAUAGAGGCGAAAGGGCAGGGUAUCUUCCACCUCCUGGACGAAGAGUCCAAGCUGCCGAAACCGGCGCCCGACCACUUCACCAUGGAGGUGCACCGGCAGUGGCCGGGCCACUUCCGGCUGGCGUUCCCCCGCACCUCGAAGCUGCGCGACCACCGGGAGAUACGCGACAGCGAGGGCUUCAUGAUACGCCACUUCGCGGGAGCCGUGUGCUACCACACGGCCCAGUUCCUGGACAAGAACAACGACGCGCUGCACGCGUCGCUGGAAGGGCUGGUGCAGGAGAGCAAGAACCCCUUCCUGCAGGCCCUGUUCUCGUCCUCCAAGCUCAGCAACCAGAAGGGCAAGCUGGCCUUCAUCAGCGUCGGCUCCAAGUUCAAGACUCAGCUGGGCGAGCUCAUGGACAAGCUCAAGAGCACGGGCACAAACUUCAUCCGCUGCAUCAAGCCGAACCAGAAGAUGGUGGACCACAUGUUCGAGGCGCCGUCGAUCAUGUCCCAGCUGGAGAGCUCUGGCAUGAUCACCGUCAUGGAGCUGAUGCAGGAGGGCUUCCCGACGCGCGCCUCGUUCAACGAGCUGAACAGCAUGUACCGCCAGUACUUGCCGCCGGAGCUGGCCCAGCUCGACGCAAGGACCUUCUGCAAGUCUUUGCUGCAUGCCUUGGGAAUGAGUGAAAAUGACUACCGUUUCGGGGUGUCGCGCGUGUUCUUCAGGCCAGGCAAGUAUGCGGAGUUCGAUGCCAUCAUGAAGUCGGACCCGGAGAAUGUCGCUGCUAUGGUGAAGCGUGUAAAGAAGUGGCUUGUGGUGUCUCGCUGGAAGCGGGCCCAGUGGUGCUCGCUUUCUACUGUCAAGUUGAAGAACAAGAUCCUGUACCGUCGAAUUUGCCUCAUCAAGAUACAGAAAACCGUCCGCAUGUACCUGGCGAAGAAGAAGCACAAGCCGAGGUACCAGGGGAUCGCGAAAAUCAAAGGACUCCAGGAGAAGCUUGUCAGAACAUCGGCAAUAAUAGAGCAGCUGAAAAAGGAAAAGGAGUCGAGUGCUUCUGAAAUGAAGAAACUACAAGCAGAUGCUGUUGCUGCAAUUUCGAAGAUCAAGAGCACGGAGAACAUCUCUGCCGGCGAGAUAGACAAGAUGUACGCGGACUUGCUGUCGCGGGCGGACGCACAGACCAGCGGACUGCAGAAGAAGUUGCAGCAGCAGAAGAUAGCGGAGGAGCAGGAGAGGAUGAGGAAGAUACAAGAGGAGAUGGAGCGUGAGAAGCAGCGCAAAGAGGAGGAGGAGAGGAAGAAGCGGGAAGAGGAGGAGACCAAACGUUUGAAGAUGGAGAUGGAGGCCAGGAGGAAAGCGGAGGAGGAACAGCGCAAACGACAGGAGGAGGCAGACAGGAAGGCUGCAGCAGCCUUGCAGGCCCAGCUGGAGAAGGAGGCUCUGGAGGACGCACGCUACCACGAGCAGCUGGAGCAGGAGCGGCGAGACCACGAGCUGGCGCUGCGGCUCGCGCAGGAGACCAACGGCCAGGUGGAGGAGAUGGUGCAGGACGACAGCCGGAGGUUCAACAGCACUGAGCUCAGGACACCGCAGCCCUUAAAGCUGAACAGGUCGGAACUUGCUCGCUCCGUUCAAGAGGCGCAAGGCAAACAGAAGUACGACUUGUCCAAGUGGAAGUACUCUGAGCUCAGGGACACCAUCAACACGUCGUGUGACAUUGAGCUUCUCGAGGCCUGCAGGAUUGAGUUCCACCGCCGUCUGAAAGUGUACCACGCGUGGAAGGCCAAGAACAGGAGGAGGACGACGAUGGACGAGAACGAGCGAGCUCCGCGCUCCAUCAUGGAUGCAGCAAAGGAAAGAGCACCAAGAGCCGUUAUGAAGAACCCAAUCAACAGUUCAACCCAGCGUUAUUUCCGCAUUCCAUUCAUUCGUCCGUCAGUGGCUCUCAAUGGACCGCAGGCGGAAAACAACAAGAGGGGCUGGUGGUACGCCCAUUUCGACGGGCAGUUUGUGGCUCGGCAGAUGGAGCUUCACCCAGACAAACCUCCGAUACUGCUGAUGGCAGGAGUUGACGACAUGCAGAUGUGCGAGCUGAGCCUGGACGAGACGGGACUGACGCGGAAGCGAGGGGCAGAGAUCCUGGAGCAUGAGUUCAACAGAGAGUGGGAGAAGCGUGGCGGCAAGCCGUACAUGCGACCUGCCGAUCGUAAGAAGUGAGCAGAGCGUCUUGACAGCACGCCAGAGUUACGUCCUACACAAGCAACAUUCCUUCGUGAAAGAACACUAUGUGAGUCCCAAUGUAAUAAUAGAUUAUACAGAUUUAAAACUGGGCUUACAUAGUGCCUUUGUUUUUUUUCCUUACAUAAUAAGCUUGCUGCAGUAUUUAUUUUAUCGAAUGUGAAGUUUGACAAAAAAAAACAGUUGACUAUUAUUGUGUUUUAGUGGAAUACCUUCAUAUUGAGUUCAGUAUUAUUUUUUGUGUCACAGCUCGCAACAUUUGUCAAUAAUGUUACACAGCUUCUGUUAAGAUUUCUUAAUAAUAUGUAGCAGCAAUACAUAAUUCUUAGAUUUAAAAUGUGAACAAAACUGAUGAUGUUUUAUUUAUAAUGAAUGCUUACAACUUCCAUGACCAUUUGGCAAUUUUUCAUACUUUAUUUUUUCAUGUUAGUAGUUAGAUUGAGUAAAUGCAGUAAUUGUAUUAAAACAUACAGCCAAUUUAAGAUGGUUCACAACUUCCCCUUAGAGUAAAUAAAACUUUGUUUUCACAUGGACAUUACCAGAUGUAACCUAUAAAUUAUAGAAAAUCUUAAAAUAAUUUUUUUUAAAAAUAGGGGUACUAAACUAUGGAAUUAUUGCAUACUAUAAUUAAUAACCAGGAAGCAUUUCCCACAGAAAUAAAUAAUUAGGUAUUGCAAAAAAUUAAUCUUUAAUGAUGGCAUACAUGAAUAAUAAUGGUCAACCAUAUAAACAUAAUUAAAAUAAUUAUUCAAUGGAGAUUUUGAAACUGACUAAUUUUAAUUAAUCACUUUGCUGAUCUUUUCUAAUGGAAAAGGUUAAAAUAUAAAUUGCUUUCUGCACUCACUGUCGCUAAAUCUAUUUGUGAGAAGUUAUGAAUACAUUAUGUUCGUACGUAUAUGCAAGGCAUAAAUUUUCAAGUUAAGCCAAAAUUAUUUAUGCCUAUGGAUGCUACACAAAGAUGUGAAUUUCAGCAUUUUGACUAUUACAUGUAGGUUGUGAAUCAAUUUUUAGGGCCUACAUUUGAAACUGCACUGUUAACUGUAACUCAAUAAAGGCUUUAAAAUAUUCCACCUAUUUAAAAGGCAGAUGAAACUUGUUUGAUUUGAGAUACAUGUUUGAACUAGUGUGUAUAAAUGUAUUUAUGUUGAUUAAUUUGGUGCUUGCCAGGUUAAGCUCAAAAUAUUUAUCAGAUCAUAUUAUUUACAAAUUUCAUAUUAGACAGUUUUAUGUUGGGAUAUAUUUUUUUCCCACUGUGUGAGAUAGUUUUCUCCAGUGAGAGCAUGUGCCUUUAGUAGUAUAUAAUUAUGUUGUGGAAAUGUUUGCAAGACUGUAUUUUUGGAAACUUGAAGCACUGUAUUCAGUUAUUAUUGUGGAAAAAUAAUAUAUUUGAUAAUGACAAGAAUAAAAA
This is a messenger RNA of Bacillus rossius redtenbacheri, 5548 nucleotides long. RefSeq names its product myosin heavy chain 95F (gene jar). Gene Ontology annotation, molecular function: actin filament binding; microfilament motor activity; ATP binding. NCBI's taxonomy places the organism in Eukaryota, Metazoa, Arthropoda, Insecta, Phasmatodea, Bacillidae. The coding region runs from base 364 to 4119 and encodes 1251 amino acids. Gene Ontology annotation, biological process: actin filament organization; vesicle transport along actin filament; endocytosis. Gene Ontology annotation, cellular component: myosin complex; endocytic vesicle; cytoplasm. The record is from RefSeq and is a predicted model, not a curated record. The transcript is spliced from 25 exons.